AUAUUGCAGCUUCUGUUCGAGAUGGUGACGAGGAGGUGCAUUGGUUUCGAUUCCACCAAGUCAAGACAACUGAGGGACAAGUUCGAUGCGCUUUUCUCAGGCUUGUUCUCCUUUCCAAUAUAUUUCCCAGGGACACCAUUUUACCGAUGCAUGCAGGCCAGGAAAAAUGUGCAGAAGAUACUACGGGAUACGUUGGCGGAGAGGUUAAGUACACCAGGGAAGAAACAUGGCGACCUCCUUGACGUAAUUGUCCAAGAGCUGCAGGGUGAAGGGCCAUUAAUAAGUGAGAGUUUUGCUGUUGAUUUGGUCUCCACGUUGUUGUUCUCCAGCGUCUUCACGUUAUCAGGAAUAAUCGCUGUAGCAUUCAAAUCACUCCAUGACAACCCGGACGUUGUCCAUGCCCUCCAGAAAGAGAACCCAGCUAUGCUCAAGGAUCGAAAGGGUGGGUGCUCUGGGCUCACAUGGGAGGAGUACAAGUCAUUAACAUUCACUAAUCAGGUGACCAAUGAGAUUAUUCGAAUAAGCAAUGCCGUAGUUGGAAUAUUCAGAAGAACUCUCACCGAUGUACAAGUCAACGGCUACACAAUUCCAGCCGGGUGGCAGGUCAUUGUGAACCCCAUGGCAGUUCAUCUCAACGAAGAAUUGUUCGAAGACCCACUAAAAUUUAACCCAUGGAGGUGGCUGGAUGAGUCAAAGCGCAACACAAUGUUGAAGAAUUUCUUGCCAUUCGGAGCAGGCAUCAGGGCAUGUCCUGCCGCAGAGUUUGUCAAGCUGUUUGUAACACUUACCCUCCAUAUUUUGGUGAUGGAGUAUAGAUGGGAAGAAAUCAAAGGAGCUGAUGCAUUUCGUAGCGCGGAUGUUAUGUUCCCACUGGGCUAUCACAUUCGACUUAGAACACAGGACGACAAAAUUAAUUGA
Triticum aestivum (bread wheat) is the source of this 918-nucleotide messenger RNA. Its product is annotated as cytochrome P450 87A3-like. The transcript has 7 exons. NCBI's taxonomy places the organism in Eukaryota, Viridiplantae, Streptophyta, Magnoliopsida, Poales, Poaceae. Gene Ontology annotation, molecular function: iron ion binding; monooxygenase activity; oxidoreductase activity, acting on paired donors, with incorporation or reduction of molecular oxygen. The record is from RefSeq and is a predicted model, not a curated record. Gene Ontology annotation, biological process: brassinosteroid biosynthetic process; brassinosteroid homeostasis; multicellular organism development. The annotation marks the transcript as partial.